Molecule: messenger RNA, 1359 nt
Organism: Fomitopsis serialis
Lineage: Eukaryota; Fungi; Basidiomycota; Agaricomycetes; Polyporales; Fomitopsidaceae
Exons: 3
Coding region: 43-1134 (363 amino acids)
Source: RefSeq, a predicted model, not a curated record
CCCCAACUUUCAUCUUUCACGCCCCAAGCCGACAGGUCAGUCAUGGCUAACUGGCCGUCCACGGUUGUCACUACUCGGCAAGCCGAGAUGAAGUACAUGAACAGGCUAGCUGAAGACUUCCCGAACCACGAGCUGGAAUCCGACAUGCACCCCUUCACGAACGCCGGCCUAUCGUGGGCCUCCAUGCAAAGCUGCGCAGGCAAGCCUUACACUAUCAGGACGAACCCCCAGCUCACGAUGAGCUUGCCACACAAUUACAAAGAGGUCCCUGAGCCUACCAACCGAAGGACGCGCAGUCAGAGCGUCCAGGAUCAGGAACCAGAGGUGCCGCAGGCUCCGGACGAUGCGACUGGAUCAGACGUAGAAGAUGAUCUAGAUGAUGCCGUGCAAGUCGCGCUGAUGAUCUCGACGUCGAGCACAGGCACCUCGUCCUCACAAGCUCUGAGCGAGCUCACGGCGGAGCCCACGGCCACGAACCAGCACGGAGACUCCAUCAGCGCGCAUCUUACCUCUGGCGCGCAGACCGCCAAUCAGCAGCUGCUCGACGACGAACUUGCAGAGCGCUAUCGUCACAUCACCAUUAGCGGAGUCUCCUCGUUGCUCUCCUCACAGUCCACAGAGGCACCGUCCACGGCAAGGCGUACAAAGCAGCAAGACGAAGCACAGCGCAGGGCAAGAGAUCCGCGGCGGACACCAGACUUCACUACUCGUAUGACCUUUUUCGACCCCCACCCCGGUUAUGAUCGACCGCUGUUCCUACAUGAAUGCAAGCGCGUCGCCAUCGAGGGCAAGAAAGACAAGGGGCCAGAUGGGUACCAUGCGCUCGAAAUCGCGUUCGAGAACAUGGUGAAUCAAACUCUCCAGCAAGCUCAGUUCGCGUUUCACGAAUAUCCGGCGGAGACGGAGAUCCACAUUAUGUGCCAUGUAGGCCUUCACUUCCGGGUUCUCAAGUACGACGUGGAUCACACACCAAAAUUCGGUGAUCCUCUGCCAGUCAACCAGUCGUUCUCAAGUGUUCCAGUAUACACGAGUCCCAUCUGGACCGUCCUGAACGCCGAGAAUACCGAUUUCCAUACUCAAUUCAAGAUCCUGUGGACGAAAGUCAAGCACAGCAAAGAGGGUACGCUGGAAUGAGUCUCUACGCAAUCACAUGGUUACAUUGUAUAUAACUUUAUCUCAACACUCUCGACACGAUCCUGAGGCUGUACUAGUAGUGAAUCGUCACAUCAUAAAUGACAGCAGGUGUCAGAGUACGUUGAUGAAGGAGCUUUGUGUUGGAGUGAGCGCAUUGCCAACGUAUGGUCGACCGAAUUAUUUCCAGUGAUUCAUUGCAAGUUGAAGGACUCGGGGGACUGGUUC